Molecule: messenger RNA, 909 nt
Organism: Odobenus rosmarus divergens (Pacific walrus)
Lineage: Eukaryota; Metazoa; Chordata; Mammalia; Carnivora; Odobenidae
Gene: RTL4
Product: zinc finger, CCHC domain containing 16
Exons: 1
Coding region: 1-909 (302 amino acids)
Molecular function (GO): nucleic acid binding; zinc ion binding
Source: RefSeq, a predicted model, not a curated record
AUGGAGAAGUACACAGACUCACCACCUACCUUGCAAGUAGAACAUUCCUCCCUUCAGACAGAGAAUCUGAUUCUGCAGCCACAAAUACAGCAUCUGACUGAAGAGAGUCCUGAUCCGAGGGGCCAAGUCAUGCCCACCCUGGCCACCCCAAUGAUGUCUGUACCCUGCUCACUUGAACAUCUCUCUCAGUUUCACCAUGACCCUGCUAAUCUCUCAAGAUUUCUUGCACAGUUGGCAACUCUUAAGUUCCCCAAUCCUACAGAUGAUGUCCAAGUCAAGUUCUUUUUUGACUACUUAUCUCAGCAGAUGGAAAGUUGUGGAAUCAUAUCUGGGCCCGACCAGAGCACUCUGCUGAAACAAUAUGAGAACUUUGUUCUUGAGUUCCAGCAAUCAUUUGGAGAGCCUACAAAACAGGAAAUAGACCCUCUGAACAAAAAGGACAACUCCUCCCCUCAGCAGCAUGCUUCUACUUUCCAGCUCCUUGCUCAAAAUCUGAGCUGUAAUGAAACCAAUCUGAGUGGCAACUUCCAAGAAGGACUAGCUGACUCCAUCCAGGAUGAAGUGAGUGGCACAGAUAUGAUGGACAACCUUCCAGACCUGAUCACUCAGUGUAUUCAGUUGGACAAGAAACAAAGUGACAGGCCAGAGCUUCUUCAGUCAGAGACCCAGCUCCCAAUGUUGGCUUCCAUGAUCCACCCCCAAGCCUUUUCCAGCCCCACAGAUCUGCCACCCAAGGAAGAACCUAUACAGUUGCGUGGAAGCCAGCCACCUCUCACCCCAGCCAAACGAGCCCUCCAGCAAGAAGCUCAGUUGUGCCUCUACUGCAGCCAGGCUGGUCACUUCACAAGAGAUUGCCUUGCCAAACGUUCUCGAGCCCCAGCAAGGAUAAAUAACCCAACUCACCAGUAA